Salpingoeca rosetta is the source of this 727-nucleotide messenger RNA. Its product is annotated as delta-aminolevulinic acid dehydratase. The coding region runs from base 1 to 609 and encodes 202 amino acids. The record is from RefSeq and is a predicted model, not a curated record. Gene Ontology annotation, molecular function: porphobilinogen synthase activity; zinc ion binding. The transcript is spliced from 7 exons. Gene Ontology annotation, cellular component: cytosol. NCBI's taxonomy places the organism in Eukaryota, Choanoflagellata, Craspedida, Salpingoecidae. Gene Ontology annotation, biological process: heme biosynthetic process.
AUGAGCUUUGAGCGGCUGCAUGGCGGCUACCACAAGGGUGGCCUGCGUGCGAUUCAGGCGGCUGAAUCAACACUGACACCUGCCAACUUGAUGUACCCUCUCUUCAUCACUGAGGACGAUGAUGCCAGGGAAGCCAUUGGCAGCUUGCCGGAGCAAUUCAGGUGUGUGUGCGUGUUGAGCUACAGCGCCAAGUUCUGCUCUUGCUUCUACGGGCCAUUCAGGGAUGCUGCCAAGUCGGCGCCAAAGGACAAAGCGAGCCACCCGUCUGCCCCGAAAGACCGCGCCCGCUACCAGAUCCCGCCGGGCGCACGCGGCCUUGGCCUCAGGGCCGUGAAACACGAUGUGGAGGAAGGCGCCGACAUGAUCAUGGUCGAGCCAGGCAUGCCAUACCUCGACAUGCUGCGCGACUGCAAGAACGAGUUUCCGCACCUGCCGCUGUCGGUGUAUCAGGUGUCAGGGGAGUACGCCAUGCUGUACCACGCUGCCCAGGCCGGCGCCGUCGACCUCAGGGAGGGAGUGCUUGAGAGCAUGACAUCGUUUCGGCGGGCUGGUGCAACGCUCAUCAUCACUUACUUCACACCCCGCAUCCUCACCUGGCUCAAGGAAUGAGGCAGCUGUCGCCCCUCUCUUCCCACCCUCUCCACACGCACACACUCCUGUCUCUCUCUCCCCGUGUAUCUGUCGACCUUCUAAGGGUCAUGUUACUGUGAUAAACGAGUUCGAAUGA